AUGGAAUUGGUAUUUGUUGCCAUAGGAAUGCUUCUUCUUGCUUCACCUUGCAUGUGUGGAAGAAUGAAGCUCAAUGCAGGUCCUAAAUUCAAUGUUAUUGACUAUGGUGCCACCGGGAAUGGCCAAAUAGAUGACUCCCAAGCUUUUGUGAAAGCAUGGGAGGAGGCGUGUGAUGCAAGAGAUGGGACCCCAACAGUUGUCAUCCCCAAAGGGAAAACUUUCAUGUUACAGCCUGUGGCAUUCCGCGGUCCUUGCAAGCCUUCAAUCGUUAACAUUCAGCUUAAGGGAACUAUCAUAGCACCAAACAGCAUUGAGGCAUGGAAAUGGCCAAAUGAAAGGGACGCAUGGAUUCGAUUCUUGCACAUAAGUGGUCUUGUUAUCCAUGGAGGGGGACAAAUUAAUGGCCAAGGUGCUCCAUGGUGGAAUUGCUAUUCCAAUAGAACUUGUCACAACAGGCCAAGCGCCCUACAUUUCCAUGACUGUGAAAAUCUAUUGCUUCGCGGAUUGACUCACAUGAACAGCCCCAAAAAUCAUAUAAGCUUAAAUAAAUGCAAUGGUUCAGUCAUCUCUGAUCUUCAUAUUUUUGCACCAGUUGAUAGCCCAAACACCGAUGGUAUAGAUAUCUCAGAAUCAUCCAACAUUGUCAUUCAGAAUUCUAUGAUUGAAACUGGUGAUGAUUGCAUUGCCAUUAAUCACGGGUCCACCUUCAUCAGCAUAAUUGGCAUCUUUUGUGGACCUGGCCACGGCAUCAGUGUUGGAAGCUUGGGAAAAAAUGGAGCUUGUGAAACAGUUGAAGAGAUAUAUGUACGAAAUUGCACCUUUAGUGGAACAACAAAUGGAGCCAGAAUCAAGACAUGGAUGGGAGGUGAAGGGUAUGCAAGGAAGAUCACUUUUGAGGAUAUUGUACUUGUAGAAGCUAAGAACCCUGUGAUUAUUGACCAGGAAUAUGACCCUAGUGAUAGCGUACAUGCAGUUAGAGUGAGUGAUGUUACUUACCACAAUGUGAGGGGAACCUCCAAUUCUGCACAUGCAGUCAAACUGCAUUGUGACAAAACCAUAGGAUGCACCAACAUUGUAUUGAAGAGGAUUAACAUAACUUCUGCUUCUGGAGAGGAAACUUAUGCUUCAUGCAAAAAUGCAAACGGGGUAUGCUCUUCGUGUAUUCCACAUGUCCCAUGUCUUUCUCGAGAGUGA
Molecule: messenger RNA, 1194 nt
Organism: Abrus precatorius (Indian licorice)
Lineage: Eukaryota; Viridiplantae; Streptophyta; Magnoliopsida; Fabales; Fabaceae
Product: probable polygalacturonase At3g15720
Exons: 7
Coding region: 1-1194 (397 amino acids)
Biological process (GO): carbohydrate metabolic process
Molecular function (GO): polygalacturonase activity
Source: RefSeq, a predicted model, not a curated record